Molecule: messenger RNA, 6018 nt
Organism: Boleophthalmus pectinirostris (great blue-spotted mudskipper)
Lineage: Eukaryota; Metazoa; Chordata; Actinopteri; Gobiiformes; Gobiidae
Gene: spag17
Product: sperm associated antigen 17
Exons: 47
Coding region: 1-6018 (2005 amino acids)
Biological process (GO): epithelial cilium movement involved in extracellular fluid movement; axonemal central apparatus assembly
Cellular component (GO): axonemal central apparatus
Source: RefSeq, a predicted model, not a curated record
AUGGCGCCAAAACCAGCAAAAGGCUCAGCUAUAAGAGAUGCGGGAAACAAGAACUGGGAGGCAGCUCUGACAAGUGAACACUUUGAAGAGGAUUCAUGGAAGGCCUGUGUGUCUCUGGUGGUGGAGACUUCCCCAAAGGUUGAAGUAUUGAUCGCAGCACUCUCUGCAGCUGUGCAAAAACCACUGCGGAAACUUUUCUCACUCUUGACCUGGGACGACACCCAAGCUAAGAUUCAUGAAUUUGGUAAUCCCAAGAAUAAGAAACGUGAUAAUGUACUCAAGUUCUCUGAGGUUACAGAACCAGCAAAGAUGCUACUAGAUGCCGGGGAGGAGAUUCCCGUAGAUCUUCUGGCAAAACUAGUAAAAUUUCAAUUGCUGCAAAUUAAAAUCAAUGAUCAGCAGAGAAGACAAGCUGAAAUGGUUAAACCUUCAGAGGAGAAGGCCAGAGAGCCUCCUCGCUCUGCUACUAGAGAUAAAGAUAAAGGAAACGGUAAAGACAAGAAGGGAAAGCCACCCUCUCCUGUACUGGAGAAAAAGACCAAGCUAAAACGCAGGGAUGAAGUGGACCUUCCUAACUAUAUUGAUGAUGAGCCGGAUGAUGGUCCCCAGCAUUACAUCCUGAUAGUGGGUUUUUAUCACCCACAUUUGUUUAGAGCACUUGAUUCCAUAGGCGUACAGAUAUCCAAUGUCAUUAAAUUAUCACAAGAGACAAAAGAGCAACAGACUACUCAGAGCAACAAGGAAACUGAAGACAUACCUAUAAAGGACACAGAAAAUGAAGAUGAAGUUUGCAGGAUGAGGCUUGCUGCUCAGACCAAGAGGUUGGAUGACUUCUGGUCUGGUCUGCGCUCUCAUUUAGAUGGUGGACCUCCUCACUCAAAGCUCCAUGAUGUGGCUGAACUCAGCUACAGCACCAGUCUCUCCUCUGUCAAUAUAAAAGAGCCAGAAGCUAUGCUAACCUUUGGAAGCAGUAUUUUUGAAGGUGUAGCAUGUCUCAUCUAUGACACUCUGGACUGGCGUAGGCAGCAUCAGCGCUAUCUGGACAACUUGAAAAUUAUUGAUGUGCCCAAACUGACCACACCAGACCCACAGCCCGUUGACCCAGUAGUGUCCACCCCUCUCGACCGCUCUAAAAAGAAACUAGCACAUGAAGACAGCCUUUUAACACAAGAAACUAAGGCACUCACUACUGAUGUUGACAUGUCUCACUACACCAAACUACUGGACACAGUUCCUCCUGAAGCCUGCUCUGUCCCCCUUGUGUUACACUGCAUACUCGAACAGGUUGUUUUGACUUCAGACCCACCUGCUCCUGCUCCCUCUGAAGACAAAGAAGAAUCUACAGAUUAUAAAGGCCCAUUCUUAGACCAGCAGUUGGUCAGCUGCAUGCUCCAUGAAUUCCUUCCUCUAGUUUACACAGAAAAUGAGAAAAGCCACUUGCUGAACAGUUUGAUUGCCAUGGUGACUACAAAUGAGAAUAAAAAAAGACUUUUGGAGCAGUAUGGGACAAAUGACGAGAAAGCGACAGAUCCUCAGGUUUUCAGACAUCAUGAUGAAAGGGCCCUACGCUUGAGGAACUGCAAAGCCGUGGAGAAGUUUAAUCCUAUGGAGGCGGAGGAGAACAUGCUGAGGUUGUCUCCAGUGUUUAACCUGAUCCAGUCUGUGUCUCAGCAGAAGAAUGCCUUCUGCUGGAUGGCCAUCAAACAGCAACUACAAUACUACUGCACUAAUGAUGUUGUCCCAUGGCCCGAUGUGGAGCGCUUGUUUGACCAGAGUGUGUUUGAGAGCAUGCCCCUGACUCAGCUGGACCAGAGGGGAGUGCUGCUGAAACCCAAUCAACCGCUGGACUCAUUAGGAUCAAGACAAGACUCCACAACCGCAAUACCCUGGGACGACCCGCUGUCUUUUGCUAAACAACAGCUCUGGCAGCUGCAAAACCUAGGUCCAGCAUUUGUGACUGAAUAUCUGACUAACACAGAGGUCAAUAAAGAUGUCCCCAUUCAUCUGAAGCUAUCUGACAUUCAAAGUUGCAGACAUAGAUCAUUAUUUGACUGGCACUAUACUGAACACCACAAUGCUGCCAUAUUUCCUCAGGUUCUUCAAGAAGCCUCAGAGCAAUAUCUCUGCUUAGACACUUUUCAGGGAAGUAAUAAAAAUAUUCUGUACAUUUAUUGUCACAAUCUGAUGAACAAGAAUCGCCAAUUCAAGGAGUCAUGGGAUGUAACUCUACACACAAAUGUCAAGUUCAGAAAAUAUCUAGAAAAUGUUGCAGAUAGAAUUUCUGAAUGGACAAGGGAGGAGGAGGCUAAGAGAGAGGCAAUGAUGAAUAAAACUGUUGCAACAACAAAAGUGGAGGACAUAGCACCAACUCCAAUCGAUAAUGUGCAGGAGCCACUCAUCAGAAAAGAAUCUCUCAAAGCAUGGAAGCUGGAACAAGACAGGCUUAAAGAAGAGGAGUUAGCCAAAAAAAACAAGAAAGAGCCAGUACAGAAGGACAAACAGGCAAAAGAGGAGACCGCUGCUAAGGACAAGAAGCAAAAGAAAGCUCCAGAAAUUGCGAAGAAGGGCAGAGUGGACACAGCCAGUUCAGCCAAGACACUCACCGACUCCAUAAAAGUGGAGGAAAAUAGAGAAACCAAGGAAACACAAGAAGAGUUUAAUGGGUUUAUAGGUUAUGACAUGGAUGGAAAGUUGAUUCAUGUUUCAGGAAAUCUUCAUCAUCUUUACCCCUCAGAUGGAGGAUGCAUCAUUGUUGAGACUGCCAGCUAUGUUGAAGGUUCCAGUCUCAUGAAAGUUGCUGUUAAAAAGGACGGCCAUAGUUUCUACACACAUAUAAGCCACAUUAUUGAAGAGUUGACCCCAGCCCCUCAGCAUACUCAACCCAACGAGCCCAUUACACCCAAGGAGGAAAACAAAAGAACUGUUAAAGUGAAGCAGGGCUCUCUCACCGCCAUGUUGAACAGUGGAAUCCGCCUUUCUUACAGUUUCUAUGGUCCAACGGGACAACACAGAGAGGAUACUCAAGAAUCAGAACAUCCUGAGACUUCAUCUAAUAAAAAUGUUAAUCAUGACCUCAAGGAUACGCAACCAGGUUCACAAAACAAGCCCCAGAGUACAUCAAGUCCAACUGAAGCACCAGUAGCUCAGGAAGUUGAAACUGGGUUAGUCGCCCCCUGUUGCUCAUUUAACAGCCUCAGUGUAUCUCUCCCCAAUUGCCUCCUGCUGCAGUUGCUAUGCGAGGAUUCACAAGGUCAGUGUGUACCAUCUGAAGAAGUGGGUAUGCUGGUCAGACAGAGCUUCCCUUUGAGCAAAGAGAUUCCUGAUUUGUCAUUGUCUAAAGAAGUGUCUCGUCUGAUCACAAGUCAAGGGGCUGUAGUCCGCAAUAUGAAAGAUGGCUCCACUGAGGUUCUCUUUGCAGAUGGGUCUGUGAGUUCCAGUCAGGAUUCAGGUCCUGUCUGGGUCCCUGUCUCUGAUACUCAUAACACAACUCAAGAAACCAUGAAUGACACAAAAGAACGAAGCCUCGCACAUAAUAAAGAAAAUGAAAGAGGAUUUUGGUCAACAACAACGCCAUCUGGAGCCCGUAUUAGCACUGUCGGUACUAGCCACAAAUGUUUACCCACUUCACCGCUUCUAAUUUUUAAAGCUACAGACCCAAAGACCAAAGAGGUGAUGCUGACAAGGGAGGAUGGAGUGGUGUCUGUUCAAAACCCCGAUGGAUCGAUGAUAGUGGAGCACGCAGACGGGACCAGGAUCACCAGUCUAUACGAAGAGUCUCUGCCCAUACACAAAGGAGAAAGGCCUAAAAGUACAACUCUCAAGUCCUCUUCUGCUGAGUCUGAAGUGAGCCUGAACAAUCACAGUAGUGAGAACACAGACUCUGCUUAUUUAGAGCUGGGGAAUAAGGGAAGAGCUCACACCACCAUCUAUGAAAACAGCCACGAGAGUUUGUCUGACAGUCGCAAAAGCAGCUCAAGUGAAAAUGAGUGCGUGCCCAUGAAGGAGAAAGUGGUUUUAGUGGAGAAGGAGGGCUGUGCCACUGUGGCCAUGUACCCGGACCGCCACAUGGCUCACAUCUUCCUGGCAGAUGGUACUGUCAUCACAGGGAACAAUGAAGGGGCAUAUCAGGUUUUCCCAAAUGUUGUUUCAAAUGUGGGCUUACUCCAGAUCCACAGCGAUGGAAAAUGCAUGUACACCUCUGACCCGCUUGACACGCACCGACCAGGAGGAGGCGCCACCGUAAACCAGUGUGGGACAUACACCAUGAGUCACCGCGAUGCCGUGGCUUGUGACGUCACGGAUCAGGAGGGGAACCAUUUUCAGGUGAUGGAAGACGGGACCAUAUCUGUUUUAAACCUCAGUCCAGCUUCUGGCACAUUUGGGAAAGAUGAUGAAGAAGACUUAGAGAUGGCUAGAUCAGAAAAACGCUAUGAACACAGCCCAAGGCUUUUUAUUGCACAUGAGAAUGGUUCAGGGACUGAACUGCUCCUCUCUCAGAAAGUGGAGGAUCUACUUUUUCAGGCGUACUCUGAUCCCACUGUGGCCGUCAUGAAGGAACCACUGCCCGACAGACAAGAUGAGUUUGGCAUUACCAUACUGACGCCUGGUCAUGAGAGCGUGUGGUCACAGUGGUUAUUAGCCAAACAAAAGUCAGACAUUACUCCUCCCAACCUCAGAAACCGCAGCUGGAACGACUUCCCCAGAGCAGAGAAACCAACUGCCGGUCCUCCCUUUGGCACAGACAUGGGUAGAUGUCUGUCCCUCACUCCCAGGUGUGAUGGUGGUUCAGUGACGCAGAAUGUUCCAGUGAGGAGUUGUCCCAAAGUUUUGGAGAUGAGGGAACUGCAGCAGCACCGACCAUUCACAUCUCCUCUGAGGAACAAUCUGGACACACAACUCAAGGAAUACAUUGAAAGUUUAAUGGAAAAGGAGCAGCGAUCAGAACAGAUGAAGAUUAAAGACCCUCGCUCAGAGAAGGAGCACGGCCAUGCCAGUGAUCUGCUUCAUCUUGUUCUGUCUUUUGCAGAAGAGGAAGAUUUAUCACAGAAUAUUAGUAGUCUUUACAUGCAAGGGAUUAGUGGAACAGUUGAAUCUGAUCCUUCUGAGGAAACAAGCACACUGGCAAGUGAAAGUUUUGCCAUUGGAAGUGAUUCACAAUGGUCCGGGAGGCUUGCAAUGUAUAGACAGGAGCUAUUAGAGGAGAAAGCAUGCAAAGACGCUUUGAGAAAGAAAACUAUUGUUCCUUAUUUCCAUUUAGAGAACCUUUCACUUUAUGAGAGUCUACUCCAUCAAGAAUUAUCGAACACAAGGAUUCAAGUUUCUUCAGUGCCCCCAAAACCUGACAUAGAGAGAAAAGAAAAGACCAAGAAAAGACCCUCUCCAAAACCCAUUAAGUCAAGAGCCUCUUUGUCACCAAGCCCUACAGCGUUGAAGAUUUCAGCCAAAACCCCUAUUGACUCUCCUCAUCAGGCUACAGCUGAGAGCAAUCUGAAGACAUCUGUGCAAUACAAAUCUGUCACUGUAGAUGUGACCGGCCAACCCAGAAAAUCUAAAGUCAGAUUGCCAACUUGUAUCAAGACUACUAAACCCAGGAGUGUACCCAAUCACCAGUUUCUGUCUGUGGAGGAGCCAGUGAGGAGAAAGUGCCGCACUGUUUCUCUGAUAAAUCCAGAGUGUGUAGUGAGGGGCUUCCACCUCCACCCACCCCGUGUGGACUUUGGCUCAGUGCUGGAGGGAACUACCUCCUCUGUCACGGUGCUCAUGAAGAAUGUGGGUGUGGACACAUGCAGAUUCAGUAUCAAACAGCCUCCUCCGUCUACAGGUCUUCGUGUUGUCUACAAUCCUGGGCCUGUGGCCGCCGGUUUGCAUGUUGAGAUACAAGUUCAGCUGCUUGCCAUGUAUUCAGUCCAACCUGGAGAAACUGAGACGAGGAAAUCACUCUCUCAAGACAUCACCAUCCACACUGAGACAGAUAUAAUCUACCUACCUGUCAUUGCUAAUAUCCUUUCUAUAACCUAA